UUGAAUACACAACAAGCAGGAGCAAAAAGGUCAAUCAUGUCCACCAAGAAAUAAAAAAUAGGAAAAGAAGCCGUUGAAGAGGGAGAGCGUCACGAAAACGAAGCAUGAAAUAUAUGAAUACCCUCCAAAAACGGAGCAACAAGCAGAGAAUGAAAUAAUGAAAUAACCCAAAACACCCGAACAAAGAAAAAAAGUAUAGAGCACAAAAACGCACUCACACAGAUUGAGAAUGAUAGGAUGGGUGAAACAGUUGAACGCAGCGUUUGGGGCUUCGUUUCUUUGGCUGAUUUGCUUGAUUUACUUCACCCAGGGGUUCAGAUCCUUUGUCUGGACAGCGGUUUCGUACCAGCUGAAAGACGGGCUUAAGUUAUCACCCUCGGCCUCCCAGUUCGUGUCUUCAGUAGCAUUUUUUCCGUGGAGCAUCAAACCAUUAUAUGGAAUUGUGUCUGAUUGUAUCCCGAUUAAAGGAAGAAGAAGGAUUCCGUACUUGGUGAUUGCUACUGUGCUUUCUCUCGUGCCAUGGGUUAUUUUAGGCCUAAAUGCAAACCUGAGGAGUUCCAGAUGGCACCUCACGAUUGUCUUAACAGUGCAGAACCUGGGCUCAGCCAUGGCAGAUGUUGUGGUUGAUGCAAUGAUUGCUGAGGCAGUAAGAUUUGAGCGGGCCGCAUUUGCUGGAGACCUCCAGUCAAUGUCUUGGUUGGCAAUGGCUUUGGGAGGAAUAUGUGGAAGCAUGCUUGGAGGAGUUGCAUUUACCAACUUGCAGAUAGAUACAAUUUUUCUUCUUUUUUCUAUACUUCCAGCUAUACAGUUACUAUCGUGUGGUUUGGUAGAGGAGAAAUCUGCAGGCAGUAAAAUGUUGCCUGAGUUUUCUAAUUCAAAAAGCUCCCACAUGGUCAAUGGGAACAGUAGUGUUCUUGAUGAAGAUAAUUUCUUAGCAAAGAAGUCCUAUAUCAGCACUUCAAGGAGAAAGAAGAGCCAAAAGAAAAGCAAAAAGGAAGCAGUAAUCCCUAGUAAUUCCCGGAUUCAUGAAAAAACCAACUUCUUGGCAUUACAGUGGUUCCACUCUGUGAAAGCAGCUGCUUACAGUUUGUGCCAUGCUUUUAGGCAACCAAUCAUUUUGAGACCAAUGACUUGGUUUUUCCUUGCACAUAUUACUGUUCCAAAUCUGUCAACGGUCAUGUUCUAUUACCAGGCAGAGUUCUUGAAUUUGGAAGCGUCUUUCUUGGGGACGGCACGUGUUGUUGCAUGGUUAGGCCUGAUGCUUGGAACCUUCAUUUAUAAUAAGUACUUUAAGACAAUGAAGUUACGAAAAAUCCUCCUGUCGGCUCAUAUCGGCUUGUCUUUCUUGAGUCUCCUAGAUAUUGUGUUAGUGUCUCGAUUGAAUAUUGCCUUUGGAAUAUCGGAUAAGAUCAUGGUGCUUUUUGGAUCAGCUCUCCCUGAUGCAGUCAAUCAAUUAAAGUUUAUGCCAUUCCUGAUCUUAUCAGGACAGCUUUGCCCUCCCGGAAUUGAAGGGACUUUAUUUGCCCUUUUUAUGUCCAUAAACAACUUAGGAUCCACUUUGGGAUCAUUCAUGGGUGCUGGGUUGGCUUCAAUUUUGAACAUCUCUUCGGGUUCUUUUGACAACCUUGGUUUAGGCAUUGCCAUUCAAGUCCUCUGCACUUUCAUUCCGAUUGCUUUUCUGUUUUUGAUACCAAAGGAAGCUACAGGAAUAUCAGCUUAGAUAGUGAUUGAUUCUUCAAUGGAAAAGGGGACAACCCAAAACCAACAUUGACACAGGAUUCUUCUUUUCUUUUCCUCCACUGCAGUGAUGGAAUAGUGGUGGAGACUUGCAGACCUGCACUAAAAGUUUUUGAAGUUUUUGGCUUCUUCUGAAUUGUAGUUUUCCAUUUAGAGCAUGGCUCUGGUGAUUCUGAUAUAUAUAUAACUAUGUAGAACAGUUUUGGCUUAGUAAUGGAAUAUAAAAUACAGAAUGUUAGUUUCCU
Corylus avellana is the source of this 1982-nucleotide messenger RNA. Its product is annotated as Major facilitator superfamily protein. NCBI's taxonomy places the organism in Eukaryota, Viridiplantae, Streptophyta, Magnoliopsida, Fagales, Betulaceae. Gene Ontology annotation, cellular component: membrane. The record is from RefSeq and is a predicted model, not a curated record.